UGUGUCUUUAUCACCUGGAGCUAAGUGCGUAUGAUCCUCCGCAGCCUGUGGUUGUAGCCUAUCACAGUCAAGUGUCAGCGCUCUGUGCUGUCCGGGUGGUGACAUGGCAGAGCCCGCAGGGAAGAGGCUGAAGAGCAGCCUGCCUCUGUGCGGAGCGCACCGGAGCUCCGCGGGCAGCAGCCUGGUCAGGCACAACCUGCCCGCCGCUGUGGAGGAGGCUCUGUGCGGCGUGAGCGGCCUGGUGUGGGACGGAGCGUACAAACUGCAGGCUCUGGCCAGUGCGUUUGAGAGGAAUGACAAUGCCCUGCCUCGCGUAGCUUCUUUCUUCCACCAGGAGGCGCUGAAGCAGCAGACUGAUGCUGAGGCUAUGCUGGGCUACCUGGCUGAGAGGGGGGGCAAAUACUGCGGCAAAGACAUCCAGAAGCCGGGCUGUGAGGCGGUCUGUGCUGUGUUACCAGCUCUGGAGCUGCUGCUGCUCCAGCUUAAAGAGGAGGCCGGCGUGCUGGUGGAGCUGAGCCAGCUGGCCCGCGAGCACGGGGACCCGCACACGGCCAGCGUUGUGAAGAGCCACUUCUUGGCACCACGGGUUGACCGUCUCAAACUGUUGGGCGACCUGCUCACCAGUGCCCGUCGGACGGGCUGCACCAAUGACAAAACUAGGGGGUUUGGGGAGUAUAUCCUGAAUGAGCUUCAGGAAGAACUCACCAGAUGAUCGAUCUGCUUCACCUUAAAGGAAGACAUGACCAGUGAACAGUAUAAUACUCCACCCCUCUGAAACUAAAUCUGACAUUUUGUGAGAUUUUUGUCUGCGUUCAGUACAUGGAGGAUAUUACAAUUUAUUAUUAUAUAUCAUAUAUUUAUGUAUUGUUGGCUCUAUCUUGUGAUAACUUGGAUUAACCGUAAGUGGAUAUAAUGUAAAUUUCUCCACACUUUUUCUAUUAAGAGUAUAUAUUUUUCACACUAUCCUUUGAGGAAUUCCAACUACAAAACUGUACACAAGGUUUGUUUUGACUUAUUAUUUCCAAGAACUAUGAAUGUUUCCCAAAUGUACUUAAAUCCAGUUGCAAAGGGAAAAUACAGUUUUCUGCCACUCACAUCUUUGUUUGUGAAUGUGUGCAUUCCAACAGAUAAUUGAUAUUGUUUAUUAUUCAUUCACAGUGUAUUCACUUUUAUCAUAGAUUCUUGUUUUGUGACUUUUGAUUAUUUUGCUUCAGAAGCCCUGAUGUAUUGGAAUAGUUUUUACACUAUUGCUGAUUUGAUUCUCAAUAGUGUCUGACAAUUUAUAAUAAAG
This is a messenger RNA of Paralichthys olivaceus (Japanese flounder), 1291 nucleotides long. RefSeq names its product ferritin, heavy subunit. Gene Ontology annotation, biological process: intracellular iron ion homeostasis; iron ion transport. The record is from RefSeq and is a predicted model, not a curated record. Gene Ontology annotation, molecular function: ferric iron binding; ferrous iron binding. Gene Ontology annotation, cellular component: cytoplasm. NCBI's taxonomy places the organism in Eukaryota, Metazoa, Chordata, Actinopteri, Pleuronectiformes, Paralichthyidae.